CUUCUAUAGGCGAUGUUCGCGCUGGGCGGUUUCAUAAACAACUACGUGCUGAUGUGUUGUGGUAGAUUUGCCCUUGGUGUAGGAGAGGAGUCCCUCGCAGUCGCACAAAGCACGUUCUCUACCAAGUGGUUCAAAGAGAACGAGCGCAACAUGGUGUUUGGUCUUCUGCUCAGUUUCUCUCGGCUGGCCAGCACAGUAGCUAUGAACGUAAUGCAGCCUUUAUAUAACUUGGUGGAUCAAGUUGUUCAUGGUUACAAAGGGCUAGGCAUAACUCUGUUCUUAGCUGUUGUUGUCUGCAUUGUGUCAGCCUUAUGUGCAGUAAUAUUGUCGUUUUUGGACAAAAGGGCGGACAAAAAAUUAUUCAGAUCCAAAGUUAAAUCAAAUAAAUUGAUAAAACUGAAGGACAUUCUAACGAUACCGGUAAAGGCCUGGAUAACAACAUUUAUUUGUGUCACUUUUUAUGUUGGGGUCAUGCCUUUUAUCAGUCUAGGACUUGUGUUUUUCACCAUGAAAUUUGGACUGACCCCAACAACAGCCAGUACUGUGAACAGUUUGGUGUACAUGAUUUCAGUAGUUGCCUGUCCUGUUCUGGGUUUCUGUAUAGAUAAAACUGGCAAAAAUAUUUUCUGGGUCAUCAGUGGUAUAUCAAUGGCAUUGGUCAGUCACAUGAUGCUGGCUUUUACUUAUGUUAAUCCAUACAUCCCAAUGGUUUUAUUAGGCUUAUCAUAUUCUAUUUUGGCAAGUUCACUUUGGCCUCUCGUAGCUUUUGUUGUACCAAGUAAACAGUUGGGCACAGCUUACGGCAUGUGAGACUCUGCUUUGAUGCGCACUUUCCUAAAUCUUGGAUUAGGUGUUGGUUUUAUAUUAGCCGGGCUGGUUUUGAAUAAAUUUGGUUACCUUAUUUUGGAAAUAUUUUUCCUAGUUUGGAUUUGUUUGAGUUUAAUUGCA
This is a messenger RNA of Physella acuta, 948 nucleotides long. RefSeq names its product major facilitator superfamily domain-containing protein 1. Gene Ontology annotation, molecular function: transmembrane transporter activity. Gene Ontology annotation, biological process: transmembrane transport. The record is from RefSeq and is a predicted model, not a curated record. Lineage: Eukaryota; Metazoa; Mollusca; Gastropoda; Physidae.